UUAACCAUUGCACAAUCCAAAUGGAACCACACCUCCGUUGCCAUUCUCCAGUGCUUCACCGGAUCCGAUGUUAUCAAAUGGAGGUCUUUCUACGAAACCCAUGAUCACGCUUCGAAAUGCCACUAUAGCGAGGUCUUCGAUCAUGCCAUUCGUGAGACCUUGUGUUGUCUAGGCCGCCUCAAAUACUUGAGUACUCCCGAAGAAGAUGAAGUCUAUUCAGUUGCACGAUUAUUGGGUGAUCUUGUUGCUUAUCGCGCCUCCGGAACCGGCCAUAUGGAACUCUUGGCAGCUUUAGCUUUACUUCAAAGCCACGGAAACUCUACAGAAUCCUUUGAAGAAUCCAUGGAAGCACCCGAGAUGCAAAUUAGGGAGGCUGAAGCUCUUCAUAAAUUUGCUGAAGCUGCAUACACAGGUCCAUUGCUUGAUGUUGGCCGAAAUCCAUUUGUAUUUCCUUGUGCAUGGCUGUAUAGACAAGGGAUUUUGUCUCCUUGGACACGAAACAAGUGGCAUUUUACACCCAUACUGGAUGGUGAUAACUGGUGGCGAGGUCAUGCUGCAGCCUUUCUAAAGUAUGUCAAUUUGCCUCCAGAAGCGCUUAUACAUGGGCGAGUCAGCCAGGUCAAGUGUGAAGCUGCAUAUUUUAUUGUGGUUCUACAUCAACUACAAUCUGUAGUAAUUGCUAUACGAGGAACUGAAACCCCAGAGGACCUAAUAACUGAUGGGUUAUGCAAGGAAUGCACCAUGUCUGUGGAUGACCUGGCUGGCUUGAUAAAUUGCAACUACAUUCAUUCUAAUAUAAAGAAAAAUGUGACUUCGCCAUUCCCCCACUAUGGGCAUUCAGGCAUAGUUGAGGCUGCACGAGAGCUUUUUAUGCAGAUUGAAGGAAAUCCUGAAGGGCCUGACUCGGAAUCCUACGGACUUCUUUCUAAAUUACUGGGAUUUGGUUGUGAAUGCUUUGGGUAUAAUGUCUGCAUAGUUGGGCAUUCGCUUGGGGGUGCUAUAGCUGCAUUGCUUGGACUGCAACUUUAUAACCGCUACCCUAAUCUUCAUGUUUACUCAUAUGGGCCACUCCCAUGUCUGGAUUUAGUUGUGGCAAAUGCAUGUUCAGAAUUUGUUACAAGCAUUAUAUUUGGAAAUGAAUUUUCAUCGCGCCUUUCAACUGUGCGGCUAAGGGCAGCUGCAAUCACAUCACUAUCACAAGAUCCUAAAGCAGAUAGUGCCAUGAUUUUCAAACUUGCCCAUAGGUUUCUAGAUGUAAGCAAAUAUCAGAGAAAUAAGUCCAAGGCAGAGGAUGAACCUGAGUAUCAUUCAGGGGCCAUCCAGGCAGAUCUAAACCAUCAGAUCCGCAGAAGCCAGUGUGAGACUGAUAAUAAAGCAGGUAGCAUCGAACAAGAGGUUCAGGCUAUUAGAAGGGAUCUUGUUACUGCUGACUAUGGUGAAUAUAUGAAUCCUUUUGGAAGUGAAGAUUGCCUCAACAAUGGGCAUGAACAAUGUUCUCUUUGGUCUGACACUAGGGCAAGGGAUCAUAUCAUUGAAAUUGAUAGUUCCGAAUUUACAAAUCCUUUUGCUAUAGAUGCACAUUCAAAUCAUGAUCCAGUGUCUCAGUUUAUAGAUACUGUUCCAAAUUCUGAAAAUCCAUCUGCGGAUGAUCCCCCAGAGCUGUAUCUGCCUGGUUUUGUAAUUCAUGUUGUAUUGGAGAAGAAAAGACCUCAAACUGAUCUUAAGACAUCGUGGAGAAUGCUAGAGAGGGAAAAAUGUUAUAGAGCUUACAUAGCAAAUAGAGAAAGCUUCAAAGAUAUUAUUGUUUCACCAUCCAUGUUCCUUGACCAUCUUCCUUGGAGAUGUCACGAUGCCUUGCAAAAGAUAUUGAAAGCUCAAACUGCUAAAGAUCAAGUAACGGAACCUCACAUCAUCUGAUAUAUAUUUUAUAUCAAUGAACUUCUAUGAAAUGAUUUCAUGAUAUAUAUUUUAUAUCAAGAAACUUUUAUGAAAUGAUUUUAUGAGAUUCAGCCAAAUUGUCUCGAUGUGGGAAAUCAUUGCGUUAUCAAAAGAUUUCCUUGGACAAUAGAACUUACUCUGGCAUUAUUGAAUGUAAUAUGAACUGGAUUAAUUUUUUGCU
Molecule: messenger RNA, 2119 nt
Organism: Glycine soja
Lineage: Eukaryota; Viridiplantae; Streptophyta; Magnoliopsida; Fabales; Fabaceae
Exons: 12
Biological process (GO): lipid metabolic process
Source: RefSeq, a predicted model, not a curated record